GAGGAGGGCAUCUCCGCCUACCUGGACGGCGGCGGCCGACACCGGGCCCCUGGGCGGGUGGACGACCGCGUGCUGAAGGGCGACUUGCGGCAGGGGCUGAGCUUCAACAGGCGGCAAGGCGUCGACGCCGCCAGGCUGCCCGCGCUCGCCCCCGAGGACCACGACACGCCCCUGCAGCGGGAGCGGAAGGCGCUGGACAGGGAGUUCGUGCGGCGCGCUCACGAGCUGCGGCAGCCGACGACGGGCGGGGCGCCCGCGGAGAAGGCCCGCCCUGCCGACCCCGCCGGACGGCCAAGCGCCCCAGAGCGGGAGGACGUGUUCGCGUCGUUCAACCGGCGGCCUCCCGGUCAGUCCUUCGGCUGGGGGGAGAUGGCGGGGCCUUGCUUCGACUUUGCGAAGGGCAAUUGCCUCCGCGAGAAUUGCCGCUUCACCCACGACCCGGCGGACCGCGUCGCGGGCGCGCCGGGGGCCGGGCCGCCCGAACCCCAGAGGAAGCGGCAGCGGGUCGGGGCGAUGGGCGCUGUCGUUGACAUCGGCGCGGCCGAGGAGGAGGCGGCCAGGCAGGCCGAAGAGGACCUCGAGCUGGCCAACCCGCUCAUGCGCGGCCCGGCAGCCACGAAGCCCUCAAAAAAGCCCGCGGCCGAUGGCACUGCCAGAGGCCCGGGCAGGCCAGAGCCGGCGGUGGCCCGCGCCCGGGGCGGGGCGGACGAGUGCUGGGCCAGCAAGAAGCUCAGAGUGCGCAUCGUGGACGACGGUGGAGACUUCAAGCUUCCCACCUGA
Messenger RNA from Prorocentrum cordatum, 780 nucleotides. The record is from the annotation of a GenBank genome assembly. NCBI's taxonomy places the organism in Eukaryota, Dinophyceae, Prorocentrales, Prorocentraceae.